This is a messenger RNA of Canis lupus familiaris (dog), 4083 nucleotides long. Its product is annotated as zinc finger protein 558. Bases 440 to 1648 code for a protein of 402 amino acids. The transcript has 9 exons. Gene Ontology annotation, molecular function: DNA-binding transcription repressor activity, RNA polymerase II-specific. Lineage: Eukaryota; Metazoa; Chordata; Mammalia; Carnivora; Canidae. The record is from RefSeq and is a predicted model, not a curated record. Gene Ontology annotation, biological process: negative regulation of transcription by RNA polymerase II.
GUCCUUCUCCGCGGCAGCUCCACAGAGACCGGAACUGGGGCGCGAGGCGGCCCGCCCGAGACCGGAAGCGGAAGCGUGGGGCGGUGCCGCGGAGGGAGCCUCGGGUGGUUUGCUGCGUGGGGUGUGCGGUCUCCUUCGCGCGUGACCGGCUUCACGUGACAGGAAAAGCAUCUCUCGAGCUCCAGUUUGUGUUAAAACCCGCUUCAGGGCCCACCAGCCUCAAAGUCCACCAUCCUCACUGAUCCGUGGAUUUCGGUGUGACCAGGGUCAGGGGCUUUUUGAGCGAUGGUGACCGCGUUUCCCUAGAAGUGGCAGCGUUACAGCCCUGGUGCCGGCGGAGGAUGGGAGUCCUGCCUAGUUGGAGUUCUUCUGGAGCCUGGCCUGCGUGCACUGUGGGGACAAGAGCACGAGCAUCCAGGUUCUCUGUCUGAGUCACAGGAUGGCGGCCAUGGUUCUGUCUCCCACCUGCGCUCAGCCUUCCCUGUACUCGGCCUCCCCUCAGAGAGGAUGCGCAGAGGGGGAAGGGUUGGUUCAUGGCUUCCUGACAGGCUGGUUACCGGACUUGGUGACCUUCGAGGAUGUGGCGGUGGAGUUCAGCCAGGAGGAGUGGGCCCUGCUGGACCCUUCUCAGAGAACACUGUACAGAGAUGUGAUGCGGGAAAACUGCAGGAACCUGGCAUCUCUAGGAUAUCAUGUUGAUAAGCCCAGUCUAAUCUCCCAACUGGAGCAAGAAGACAAGGUGAUGACAGAGGAGCGGGGAAUUCUCCAAGGCACCUGUUCAGAUUUGGAGACUGUACUUAAAGCCAAAUGGUUAACUCCUAAGAAGCAUGUAUUUAGAAAAGAACAUUCUAAUGGUAUAAAAGCGGAAAGAAGUCACCUUGGAGUGAAACUCAAUGAAUGUAACCAGUGCUUUAAAGUCUUCAGCACGAAAUCUAACCUCACUCAGCACAAGAGAAUUCAUACUGGAGAAAAACCCUAUGACUGUAAUCAGUGUGGGAAAUCCUUCAGCAGUAGAUCUUACCUGACUAUUCAUAAGAGGAUACAUAAUGGGGAGAAACCCUAUGAAUGCAACGACUGUGGGAAAGCCUUCAAUGAUCCUUCAUCCCUUAGACUGCAUGUGAGAAUUCACACUGGAGAAAAACCCUAUGAAUGUAAUCAAUGUUUUCAUGUUUUCCGCACUAGUUGUAACCUAAAAAGCCACAAGAGAAUUCAUACAAGAGAGAAUCAUCAUGAAUGUAAUCAGUGUGGCAAGGCCUUCAGCACAAGGUCCUCCCUUACUGGGCACAACAGUAUUCAUACAGGGGAGAAACCUUACGAGUGUCACGAUUGUGGGAAAGCCUUUAGGAAGAGCUCGUAUCUGACCCAGCAUAUGAGAACUCAUACUGGAGAAAAACCCUAUGAGUGUGAUCAGUGUGGAAAAUCCUUCAGCAGUAGCUUUUCUCUGACUGUGCACAAGAGAAUUCAUACUGGGGAGAAACCCUAUGAAUGCAGUAACUGUGGGAAAGCAUUUAAUAAUCUGUCAGCUGUUAAGAAACACGUGAGAACUCACACUGGAGAAAAGCCCUACGAAUGUAAUCACUGUGGAAAAUCUUUCACCACUAACUCUUACCUUUCCGUGCACAAGAGGAUUCAUAAUAGGUGGAUAUGAGUACAAUAACCAGGAAAAUAUUCGUUGAUUUCUCAUCCCUCCGGCAACCGAUGGUAACUCACUAUAGAUGUAUGCGUUAUCUGUUGCUGCAUAUUUCCCUCCAAAACAUUGUGGCUUCAGACAACAUACAUUUAUCUCACAAUUUCUGUAGGUCAGGAAUUUGGAAAUGGCUUAGCUGUGUAGUUCUGGCUUCAGGAUCUGUCAUGAGGUGAGGUCAAGACGUCAGCUGGAACAACACUCAUCUGAGUCUUUACUGCUGAAGAAUCUACUUCCAAAAUAGCUCACUCACGUGUCUGGCAGCUUAAUGCCAGUUGUUGGCAGGGAACCUUCGUUACCUCACUCUCCACAGGGCUAAGUAUCUUUAUGAUGUAGCAGCAGGUUCCUCCCAAAGCAUUUGAUCUGUGGGAGAACUAAAUGCAAAAGCCACAUUGACUUUAUCAACCUAGCCUCAGAAGGACAUAUCACUUCUUCCAGACUGUAUUGCUCAUAUAAUGUGGGAAGAAAUUACACAGGGUAUGUAUAUCAGGAGACAGAUUGUAAGAAACCAUCUGAGAAGCUUGCCGUGAAAUCAGUGGAGAAAAGCCUUUAGCAGACUCUCAUUCUAUCCUAUAUGAAGUAGCCUUCAAUAACUCAUAUUAAUUCACUCUGGAGAGAAAUCUCACAUGUGCAAGCUUUGUGGUAAGCUUGUCAGCUCAAACUCACCCCAAUGUGCAGAAAAGAUUAUGUAUGGGGAGAAACCUGAGGAAUGCAGUAGCUGUAGGAAAGCCUUUAUGAUAUUUCUAGGGAGUCAGGUGAUAGUUCACACUAUGGAGAAAGCCUUUUCAAUAUCAUCAGAAUGCAAAAGCCUUCAGGGACACUCAUCCCUUAGAGCACAUGUGAGAAACCACUAGAGAGGAAUAUCUGUAGAAAGAAUGUGGAAACCCCUUCAGCACAAGUCUUUGCAUUAACUGAGCAAAAGACAGGGAAAUAUUCUGAAUACAAUUACUAUGGGAAGGCCUUGAAUGUUCUCUGAAUUUUUAAGAAGCAUGAGGAUUUCUUCUGGAGAGAAAGUCCUAUUGAAUGUCAUCAGUACUGGAAAGUCAUUUUUCCACAUUCCUUAGGAAACUGAGAAUUCACUGCAAAGACGCUUGUGAAUAAAAAGACCAAGGGAAUGCCUUUAAUAAUACCUCCUACAUUAGGAAAAAUAGGAAGUUUUCUCUGGAUGCAAAACUUGUGGGUGUAUUAAUUUUGAAAAAUCUUUCAGUGAUUCUUUGUUGAUUUAUGAGAACUGACUUUGGAGGCAAACCCUGGAAAAGUAAUCAGUAUGAGGAUGCCUCAGCUCUUUACUGAGUGGCCACAAAAUAAACUGGGACCAGACAUUUAUUAAUAGUUGAGUGUGGGAUUACUUUUACAGUGUCUCAUCCUAAGAUUGGGCCACUAAUUUGUUAGUUUUCAGUCUUUUUGUUUUAGUAUAAACACUUAUGUCUAGAGCCAUACUCUAAAAUAAAUGUUAUGUUCCAUAGUUUUGUAUUUAGUAUGUUUGCUAUAAUUUACUCUUUAAAAAUAUCAGUACGUAGCAUAUUCAAAAAAGCAUUUCUGAAUAUCUCCUGAGUGAAUUAGUUUAUCAUAGUGUAAAUUAGACUAUAUUUACUAUAUACUUUUCCUAGUUUAAUGGCAUUUUUGUCAGGUAAGUGGAGUUUAUGACACUGAUUCUUUUUUAUCUUUCUACCCUGGUAUGGUAUUUUGUUUAGCUUCUUUCCCAAUGUCCAUUCUCCCCUACUUACUUACUUUAAAAAUGUUUUCGUUGUUUUUCAAGCUGUCAAUGAGCAGGAUUGAAAAUACUCAAUCUCCAAGGCUUCUUUGAAGCCCAGAGGGGUAUUGCCUUGCUCUGCUGACCAUGAGAAAUAGGUAGGAGUCACUAAGGAGAACAUCAUCUGACUUGUUUGCUUCACCUAUAUUCUAUUCAUCUUACCUGUUCUUUCUCUUGAAAGUGGACUCAAGGCAAGAGUUGAAAGAGCUAUAUUUUGAUCAUGAUGACAAAAACCACAGUGCAGCAAAAAAUCACAAUGAUAUGGGCUCCUCCAAAAUCUCUGAUUGGCGAUAUCAGCUCUGGACUGCUUGUUCACAGACUUGUCCUUAUAUGAUUAAAAAUAACCUCUAACUGGUUGAAGCCAAAGUCAUUUUUAUUUUUUGGUUUGUUUUUGAGGUGGUAUUCUGUUCAUGUCCAGCUGAAUGCAAUAUCUAACUAGUCAACCUAUUAGUUGGUCACAUUUUGUAAGUGUUCAUGUUUCUUUGAAAAUAAUGUAUAUUCUCUUAAGUUUUAGAUGUAGAGUAUGUGCCUAUUAACUCAAGCUAAUUGUGUUUUCAGAGAUAGUAUGUACAUUCAGAUUUUUGUCCUCAGACUUAUUUAAUGAUAGAUAUGUAUUAAAGUCUUAUGCUCUGGAUAUGGAUUAACA